Manis pentadactyla (Chinese pangolin) is the source of this 2795-nucleotide messenger RNA. It is a transcript of the gene E2F4, whose product is annotated as E2F transcription factor 4. Gene Ontology annotation, molecular function: RNA polymerase II cis-regulatory region sequence-specific DNA binding; protein dimerization activity; DNA-binding transcription factor activity, RNA polymerase II-specific. The record is from RefSeq and is a predicted model, not a curated record. Gene Ontology annotation, biological process: regulation of transcription by RNA polymerase II. Bases 772 to 1971 code for a protein of 399 amino acids. Lineage: Eukaryota; Metazoa; Chordata; Mammalia; Pholidota; Manidae. Gene Ontology annotation, cellular component: RNA polymerase II transcription regulator complex. The transcript has 10 exons.
UGUAACUGUAUCACAGUUUAAUCCUUCCACCACUCCCAUGCAAGUGUAGAUCCUCAAUAAACUACCCGCUGGCAGAUCCCUGCCUCUAAGUGGUUUUCCAGAAAACUUGAUGUAAAAUAAACAGUAAUAAGUAAUGACAAUGUUGAAAAUAACAAAAUCAGCUCUAAGUGUUUCUGUAUGUUUACACAUAGGUAACCAUGUUUGCACUGGCUGAAAAGCGGUUGUAAUUCCUCGGCCUCUGAGCACUGCAGCGUGGAGACAAGGGAAAAAGGAGAGGCUGGGAUCAGGGAAGGGAAGUGGGGAUGGAGAUAAGUGGACAAAGUUAGUGGUUGCUGUUUGGCAGGAAUUGAGAGACAGGAAUAGGGUAGAUGACCGCAAGAUAGCGGGGCAGCCUCUAGUAGCAGGUUGGGGUUCAUCAGGCAGCAUGCGGUCUCCAUCCCUGAGAUAGGGGCUGGGACAGGUUUUCCAGCCGUGGCUUCGCUGACGGGGCUGCCCACCGAGUUCCUCCACAUUCCUCCGCACCAAGUCCUGUCGCGAGGGAUCCCCGGGUUGUUUUCGUCCUUUUCGGCGGCUGGACAUUUGCUAAUGAUCCCCUAAAUUUUGCGGUCAUGGUUGCAGAGAGGAAUUACGCCAGAUUCCCUGGGAGGGCGCGAGGCGGAAGCGGAAGUAGCGUCGCUGGCGCUGGCGGCCUGAUGGCCAGGAACGGAAGCGGAAGUGGCGGCGGCGCCGGCCUGGCCUGGCCUGGCUGAGGGGAGGCGGCGGGCGGGUGCGAUGGCGGAGGCCGGGCCACAGGCGCCGCCGCCCCCAGGUACCCCAAGCCGGCACGAGAAGAGCUUGGGACUUCUCACCACCAAGUUCGUGUCGCUUCUGCAGGAGGCUAAGGACGGCGUGCUUGACCUCAAGCUGGCAGCCGACACCCUAGCUGUGCGCCAGAAGCGACGGAUUUACGACAUUACCAACGUGCUAGAAGGUAUCGGGCUGAUUGAGAAAAAAUCCAAGAACAGCAUCCAGUGGAAGGGUGUGGGGCCUGGCUGCAAUACCCGGGAGAUUGCGGACAAGCUGAUUGAGCUCAAGGCAGAGAUCGAGGAGCUGCAGCAGCGGGAGCAAGAACUGGACCAGCACAAGGUGUGGGUGCAGCAGAGCAUCCGGAAUGUCACAGAGGACGUGCAGAACAGCCGUUUGGCCUACGUGACUCAUGAGGACAUCUGCAGAUGCUUUGCUGGAGACACCCUCCUGGCCAUCCGGGCCCCAUCAGGCACCAGCCUGGAGGUGCCCAUCCCAGAGGGCCUCAAUGGUCAGAAGAAGUACCAGAUUCACCUGAAGAGUGUGAGUGGCCCCAUCGAGGUACUGCUGGUGAACAAGGAGGCAUGGAGCUCACCGCCCGUAGCCGUGCCAGUGCCGCCACCUGAGGAUCUGCUCCAGAGCCCCCCUCCUGUCUCUACCCCUCCGCCUCUGCCCAAGCCUGCCCUGGCCCAACCCCAGGAUUCUUCUCGCCCCAGCAGUCCCCAGGUGACCACCCCUGCUCCUGUCUCCAGCAGUACUGAAGCCCAGGUGGUGGCAGCUCCAGCAGCUGAGGUCACAGUGAGUGGUGGCCCUGGAUCUGAUAGCAAGGACAGUGGUGAGCUCAGCUCGCUCCCGAUGGGCCCGACAGUGCUGGACACACGGCCACUGCAGUCCUCUGCCCUGUUGGACAGCAGCAGUUCAUCUGGGCCCAACAACCCUUCUACCUCCUUUGAGCCCGUCAAGGUGGACCCCACAGGUGUUUUGGAACUCCCCAAAGAGCUGUCAGAAAUCUUUGAUCCCACACGAGAGUGCAUGAGUUCGGAGCUGCUGGAGGAGCUGAUGUCCUCAGAAGUGUUUGCCCCCCUCCUCCGCCUUUCUCCGCCCCCUGGAGACCACGAUUACAUCUACAACCUGGACGAGAGUGAAGGUGUCUGUGACCUCUUUGAUGUGCCUGUUCUCAACCUCUGACAGGAACAUGCCCUGUGUGGCUGGGACACAGACUGUCUGACCUGGGGGCUGCCUGGGGACCUCACCCCACCCCACCCCUACACAGCUUGAGAGCCACAGACCCGUGGCUUCCCCAGCCUUCCCUCACUGCACAGUUCUAGCCACACCUCCCACUCCUGCGCCGGCACCUGUACCAUGCUAGGAGAGCAAGGGAUGGGCUCAGCCUCCUACACUGUGGAGCCAAAGUGUUUGCCUCUCCUUUUCUGGGGCCUUCUCUCACCUUAUGCCCUCCCAGAGCCCAGACACAGCUGCCAUCCACUGGCACAGAACUGAGGACCCGCCAUAACCCCAAUAGGGCAGCUUGUCCAGCCCCACUGCCCUGUUCCUGCCUACACCCCCACCCCACCCCAGAGGGAAGCCUGGGGUACAGCAGGACACUUGCUGCAUCUCCCCGCCCAGCCUCCUUCACUUCUCCCCACCCCCUGACCCUAACAGCUCAUCCUGGACCUCUUGUGUGGCCGCCCCCCCCCCCCCCCCCCGCUUCUGAUGGGCCCUUAGCCCUCAGAACCUGUAGGUUGAGAGGGGCUGCCGACAGGAAGGAACAGAGGUCUCUAGCUAGGAAUCUGGGUGGGUGAGUCUGAGGAUUGGCCCAACCUCCUGCUGUCCCAUAGCCCCCACCCCCAACCCAUUUAUUCAUUUACCUUCAUUUAGAGCCAUUUGCAGAGAUUUAGAGAGAUUUGCAGUAACGAAUGAAUUCCUAUAUAAAGAUUAUUUUUAUACUUUUUGCAGCAAAAGGAAAUUGUAAUAUUUGUACAGUGUCCAAGUGAAUAAAAACCAUGCCUAAG